Molecule: messenger RNA, 1871 nt
Organism: Spea bombifrons (plains spadefoot toad)
Lineage: Eukaryota; Metazoa; Chordata; Amphibia; Anura; Pelobatidae
Gene: DESI2
Product: desumoylating isopeptidase 2
Exons: 5
Coding region: 215-799 (194 amino acids)
Biological process (GO): protein deubiquitination
Molecular function (GO): deubiquitinase activity
Source: RefSeq, a predicted model, not a curated record
CAUCACCAGUAUAAUCAUCGGCUGGGGCCGUGAGAGUGGACAUCACCCCGAGUAGGACACAGGAUACGAGCAGCUGUGGGAGGAGAAGGAAAUAGGUCAAUGGUGAGAUAAAUCCCCCCCACCCCGGGCGGCAAGUGUCAACACAGCAGUGUGCCUGUGCCCUGGGAAUUAUCGUUACCGGGAAGAGGCUUAUCGUUGGUUUACAUGAGGAGAGAUGGCCAACCAGCCUGUGAUUCUAAAUGUAUAUGACAUGUAUUGGAUCAAUGAAUACACAUCAUCUCUUGGAAUUGGUGUCUUCCAUUCCGGUAUUCAGGUAUAUGGUAGAGAAUUUGCCUACGGUGGUCAUCCUUAUCCAUUUUCUGGGGUCUUUGAAAUCUCUCCAGGGGAUUCCACUGAGCUCGGCGACACAUUUAAGUUUAAGGAAGCAAUAGCCUUGGGGAGCACAGAUUUUACUGAGAAUGACAUUGAAAAAAUAGUAGAGGAGCUCGGAAAAGAAUUUAAAGGCAACGCCUAUCAUCUCAUGCACAAAAACUGCAACCACUUCUCAUCAUCUUUAUCAGAGAUCCUGUGUGGCAAAGAGAUCCCUCGUUGGGUUAACAGGCUGGCAUACUUCAGUUCUUGCGUCCCGUUUCUACAGAGCUGCCUACCCAAGGAGUGGCUAACACCUGCCGCCCUGCAGUCCAGCGUCAGCCAGGAGCUGCAAGAGGAGCUAGAGGAGGCAGAGGACGCAGCUGCCUCCGCCACAGCAUCCACUUCCACAUCGUUAACUCCCAGACCUGGACGUCACACCAAACUAUAGAGAAGGCUUUUUUUUCACAAGGAACUUGACUUAGGAGCAAAAAAAAAGUUUUCUGUUAAGGUUUUAGAAUGAUCUCCAGCCACUGACACACUUCUAUCCAAAACUGAACAUUUUAUAGACCUUUUGGAUAUAAGAACAUUUGUUCUUUUGCAGUCUUUUCAGCUCAGGAUCGUGUUUGUAUUCUGCAAACUCUGUGAGAUGGGACAUAUUCUACAGUAGCCACUUUAUUAUAUCAAUAUCUUCGUCCCAUUUACUACUUCUGAAGUUACUUCAUAAAUGUCUUGCAUACAUUUCCAUACCUUUUUGGUAUUUUUUAUUUUUUUUUUAUUUUUUACUAUUUUUAUUCAGUAUUUGGGAUUUUUGCUGUUUACAAGAGUUGCAACACAUCCUGCCCCACACUACGAGUGAAGGGUUCUCAAUUCUUGUCUCACACCUGGCAGGGAUCUGAUCAUUUACCUCGGCCGUGGAAAAUAAUGUUGGAACACUCUGCCUUUAGUCCAGUAGCACCUUGAAGACAAUGAGGUGACCUAUAGUGUUAAUGCAUUGCGGACAAGGUUGUAGGCGAAUAUUCUUCUGGGAAAAUGCUUUACAACAUAAGGGGUUUUUUUCUUUAGUACUCACCCCAAUCAUCACAGGAAGAAAAAUUGCACAUGUCUAAUCAGUUUGGCACUGAUCACCGGUUUAUGAAUACACUCUGUACUCAUCAUAAAGUGUUCUUUAUUUGUUAUUGAAUGCGCCCCUCAACGUUUCUUUAACAAGACCAAACAUGAAAAUGUGAAUUUCCUUGUUUGUAUGCAAUGACAAAUGUGUUAAAUCUUUUUCGAGAGCCUUCAGCUACUGUGUGUGUCAUUGGCUGAUUAGUUAAGGUGUCAACCUGUGUAUGAAUUGCACAAACCGUUCCAUCGCGCAGUGUGUUAGUUCUGUCGGUUAUCUAAAGAGUCAGACUACGCAGCAGCUGUUGGCCUCCAAACCUGGUGCAUCUGUGCUCCACGUCCAUCACCUAAUGACAAACUGCGUGCUUUAGGUGUAAGUGACUUUUUUUAUAUUAGCGAAUACAAUAAUUAAGACUUUA